Messenger RNA from Aspergillus homomorphus CBS 101889, 357 nucleotides. RefSeq lists its product as uncharacterized. The record is from RefSeq and is a predicted model, not a curated record. Lineage: Eukaryota; Fungi; Ascomycota; Eurotiomycetes; Eurotiales; Aspergillaceae. The coding region runs from base 1 to 357 and encodes 118 amino acids. Gene Ontology annotation, molecular function: protein binding. The transcript has a single exon.
AUGAGCGUGAUGGAGAUAAUAGCAUUCUCAUGGGAUAACAAGAGGGUGGCGGCUGGAUCUCGUGAUGGAACAUUCGCAGUCUGGAACGCCGACAACGGUGAACUCAUCAGCACCUUCCGCCUGGACCGUCGUUUCCAAACAUUGAAUGUCGAGUAUUCUCUGGACAGUAAUAAGGUCAUAGUUACCUUGCUGAUAAGGGGUGCUCGCAUUUUCAACCUGGAAAAGGGACGGCGGUUGAACAAGGACGAGUACGACGACGACAAAUCCCAGACAAGCCAAGGACCAGGGACCAUCAGACUCGAACGGCGUGCCAACUGGAUCAGUAUCAUUGACAACUGGGUCGCGUUCGGGGGAUAG